Molecule: messenger RNA, 1662 nt
Organism: Scheffersomyces stipitis CBS 6054
Lineage: Eukaryota; Fungi; Ascomycota; Pichiomycetes; Serinales; Debaryomycetaceae
Gene: NOC4
Product: ribosome biosynthesis protein
Exons: 1
Coding region: 1-1662 (553 amino acids)
Biological process (GO): ribosome biogenesis
Cellular component (GO): small-subunit processome; Noc4p-Nop14p complex; nucleolus
Source: RefSeq, a predicted model, not a curated record
AUGGCGCCUAAGCGGAAAUUAGAGAACUCCAAGUCGAGUAAAGCAAAGGCGAGAAAGAACGAUCCCAAAGUGGUCAAACCAGAUCUUUUGACAACUGAACAAAUCCACAGUUUAAUAGAUGAGGUUCACAAGUCUUCCAAGUUCAACAAUCUUGUAGAACUUUUGAACCAAUAUAGGAUUAUCAAGGCCACUCUUGUGCUACUGAAUGAUGAGAAAACAGAGAUCUCGGCACGUCAGUUGACAUUUUCUCUUUUCAAAUGUUUCCUGAAUCUCAUUAAGGAAGGUAAGUUGGUCGCAAAGAAAUCAGACGAUGACAAUAGGAAGCUUUUAGUUAAAUGGUUAGUUAACAAGUACAACACGUUUGUGGAUACAUCAUGUGAUUUCAUUGUUUCCAAGUUUGCAGAGGAAACUUCCUUGCAAUUGGACAUGCUUGAGAUCCUCCUCAACCUCAUCAAAAUUGAAAGUCAGCAUUUCAAGUCUGGAUCCAACGAUCUUUUUUUCCCCAACACCACAUAUAGAAAGAUUGUAGAAUCGCUUCUUUUAAGUGAGAACGGUGACAUUCUUUCAGACGGAUCAUCUGAUAACUUCAUAGUGUUGGAAUUCGUAGACAAAUUUAAGAAACAUUGGGACUUGCAAUUCUACUUCUUCAACAACUUCGGUGAAGUGUUGGAGGACUGGAAGAAUACCAAGACAGAUUCUCAGUUAAGAGCCAUCUUUGCUAACUUCUUAACCUUGACCAGAAACGAAUUGCUCUUCACACAAGACGCCGAAGAAUUAGAAAACCAAUCGACUUGGAUCCAAAGAAAGUUACCUUCUAUUGCAUACAAACAGUCUACAUUCAAGACCCAAUACCAGAAAGCUUUUCUUCAGGUAUUGUCAUAUCCAUUGCAACUUUCGCAAUAUAAGUCCAUAUUGCUUAUAUUGCAUAAGAGAAUCAUCCCUAACAUGGCACAACCACAGAGCAUCAUGGAUUUCUUGACUGAUUGCUACGAUAUUUCUGAUGACCCAGCAAUCCCUAUUCUUGCAUUAAACUCUCUCUAUGAAUUGAUGAGAAAGUACAACCUCGAAUACCCUGAUUUCUACACCAAAUUGUACUCGUUAUUGACCCCAGAGUUGUUGUAUAUCCGUUACAGAUCCAGAUUCUUCAGAUUGUGUGAUCUUUUCCUCACAUCUACGCACUUGUCAUCUAAUUUGGUAGCCUCGUUUAUUAAGAAAUUGGCUAGAUUAUCUCUUGGAGCAAGUGCCUCAGGUGUAGUCAUAGUGAUUCCUUUCAUCUAUAAUUUGUUAAAAAGGCAUCCUACUUGUAUGAUCAUGUUGCACAACAUCGAAGGCUCCAAGGCUGAAGACUACAGUGACCCAUACGACUACAACGAAAAGGAUCCUCUUAAGACGAAUGCAGUUCGUUCUUCUUUGUGGGAAUUGGAAACCUUGAUGUCCCACUACCAUCCUAAUAUCGCUACUUUGGCGAAGGUUUUCGGUGAGCCAUUCAGAAAGCACAGUUACAACAUGGAAGAUUUCUUGGACUGGAGUUACCUCACUUUGUUGGACAGUGAAAAGACCAGAAAGUACAAAACUGCAGCUGCUUUGGAAUAUGAAGAAUUUGAUCAUCUUUUCGCAGCCGACGACGACAAGAAAGUUUAUGCCGAAGGAUGGUCAUUGUAG